AUAUUUUACCCACAAUUUUGUAGAAUUAUUCUGAAAAAUUUUGUGCGUGACAGCGACUCUUUUUUUCCCAUAUAAUCACAUCGCGCCUUCUCGUUUUCUGCGAGAUUUCUUUUCAAUUGGCGGCAUUUACAUCAAUCCUUCACAUUUUGAAGACAGCGUUAAAUGUGCAUUCCUUGUUGUGUAGCUGUUUACUGUAUUGAUUGACAAUUUAGCUCACCAUUUUUGUUGUCGCUUCAGUCGUGAGAUCGUAAAAAGAAAAUGAAUCCUAAGAAGCGUAAAACUGAAGAUGAAGACAGCUGGACUACAAAAGGACAAAAUGAAUAUAAAGAUUACGAAAGACAAAGUUUGGAUGUUCACGCGGCCAAUUGCGGAAGCAGUGAAUGUGGCAAUUCAACGGAACAACAAAAAUCCGACAAUGGCGGUUCUUCAGAACAGCCCGGUACAAGUGAUGACAAGAUUUCGGAAGAACAGAAAGAUAAUGCUGUUCAAUCUCCAGAACAACGCGACAAGAAACAUAUUCGGUUGGAGGGAUCUAAGACAGCAGGUACACUUCUCUUUUGUGGUGGUACAAACUGGGACUUAAUAGGUCGUAAGGAGCUGCCUAAAACUGCUAAAGGAGCUGUAGGAAGAAAUUUAUGGGGCCCUCAUCGCUUAGCAUCUCUACAAGGUAUCAGGGUGGUAUCUGUUUGUGUAGGAAGCUGCGCUGUGCACAGUGUAAUCAUAAUAGAAGGAGGCCAAGCAUUAACUUGGGGUCGUAAUGAUAAAGGUCAGCUGGGUCAUUCUGACACUAAAAGAAGAGAUAUUCCUACUGUAGUGGAAGCUCUAAAGGAUCAUCAAAUUGUAGCUGCAGCAUGCGGACGAGGGCACACCUUAUUUUUAUCAGAACGAGGCAUUGUCUACUCAUGUGGUGACAACAAGAUGGGCCAAUGUGGCGUGGGAUCUCAAAAUACUACUAUAAAUGUACCAACAAAGAUUGCAUUUAAGGGCAGAUCUAUUACCAAAGUUGCUUGUGGUGCAGAGUUUAGUGUAAUUGUUGAUGUGAGGGGUGGAAUGCACAGUUUUGGAUGUCCUGAAUAUGGACAACUAGGUCACAAUUCAGAUGGCAGAUACUUUGUAACUAGCAACAAGCUGUCAUUUAGAUGUGAAUUGGCACCUCGGCGUAUUAUAGCAUACAUAGAAAAGACAAGGGAAGGCCAUGUGACGUUAGUUGAUGAUGUGCAAAUAGUUAGUGUAGCAUGUGGAAUAAAUCACAGUGUGGCAGUAGAUACAAAAAAGCGUUGCUUUUCUUGGGGUUUUGGAGGCUAUGGAAGACUUGGUCAUGCAGAACAGAAAGACGAAAUGGUGCCAAGAUUAAUUAAAUCUUUUGAUGGGCCAAACAGAGGAGUGAAAAAGGUGUUUGCAGGUGGCACUUAUAGCAUGGCUGUCAACGAGCUUGAUGUGUUAUUUUUUUGGGGCCAAAAUAAAAGAGCUGGAGAAGCAACAAUGUAUCCCAAACCAGUCCCUGAUCUUGCUGGUUGGCAAGUGCGGGAUGUUGGGUGUUCAAAUUGCAGUAUAGUUUGCAUUGCUGAUGAAAGUGUCAUUUCAUGGGGUCCUAGUCCUACUUAUGGUGAACUGGGUUAUGGAGAGUCCAGACCAAAAUCAUCUACAACACCACAGGAAGUGAAACCAUUAGAUGGUAUUCACAUUCAUGCUGUUGCCUGUGGUUAUGGCCAUACUUUACUUAUUGCUCGGGAUGAUAGUGAAGAAGAUAGGAAUAAACUUAAUCAAUUGCCAGAAUAUUUACCAUGAUGCUGUUUCCUUUUAGUAAUGUGAUUCCUUGACAUGUGGUGGGUACAUUGUUGGGGGUCAAAAUCAUAUAAUUCCAUUUGAGGUGUAUACUUUUUUUUUAAAUCUAUAGGUAUAUUCACAUGAGGAAAAAAAAGAGGAGGAAGAAGUAAAAGUGUGUUUGCAAUCACCAUUGUUCUGUGUGCUAUUUUCAAGAAAUAUGCUUCAUUUCUCAUCUUAUUUAUUUUCACUAGACAUAAAAAUCAUACUUUAUCUGGUAAAGGUACCAUUACUACUAGCAUUGAGAAAUAUUUUUGAAAUAUUUUGUAAACAUUUAGAACACUUUCUAAAGAGUGAUGGAUUAAAAAUGUCCUGAACGUAUCAAAUUUCAUUGCAUAAAGUGUUGAAAGAAUUAUGCCAUCAUCAUUUAUGUUAUUGAAGAUUUCAAAAGAAUUAUUUAAAAUAAUGCAAUGUUUUUACUAUAAUAAUAAUCAGCAUUCAAUAAAACAGAAGUGAACACGACAGAAAAAAUUUUGAUGUUCAAUUUAACAUACCCAAGUCUGAGUAAUUCUACUAUAUUUAUUGAUUGUAAACACACAGAUCAUUCCAUUUAACUAUCUUGUCCUCUUUCGUGCUGAUUUGUGAAUUUUUAUUUUUUAAAAUUUUUAUGAAGCUGUGUAAUAUGAUCUUUUUCAAUUAAACACACAAUUAGAAGUUACCUGUUAUACAUUUCUUUUAGUGGAAUUAAGUAUGUAAAUUUUAGAUAAGCAUGCAAGAACAGAUAAAAAAAAUUUUAAUGAAUAAAUGGAAGCUUUGUGAAGUAUGAUCUUUUUUUAAAAAAAAUAACCUAUUUUGUAAUUCCCAUUUCUAUGCUUUUUAGCAUUCCUUUAAAAGUAGUGGUGAUAUUACUGUUUUGUAUGUUUUUGGGGAUAUUUAGUAAAAAGAUAACUGUAUAAUCAAGGUAUAUUAGCAUUCCCAUAUACAUUUUGUAAUCUCAUUUAACCAAACAAAUCAGCUGAUCUAAAGGAAACACAUUUAUUAUUUUGAAUCUGUGUAUAUUAAUUUAGUUUGCUUUAGAAGUGAUGGGCAUGGUAUAUAUUAUUUUAUUUUCGUGCUAGAAAUCUUAAUUUACGUUUUUAAUAUCUUAAAGUUUUCAUUCUCUUUUUUUUAAUUAUUUGAAUCUUUGGAGAGUUUAGAAAAGCAGUUUCCUUUUCAACUGAAUCUAGGGACAUUAUAUUAGAAAUCCGAUUGGUGAAUUAAAAAUACCAUAAUAGGAAAAAAGAUAUUUAUUGGAAGGUAAAAUUAAUAUGUAUUGUGAAGUAUGCUCCUGGGGUAGGUAGGGUGGUGCAAGAAAUAACAUGCUAGCUACAGGUAUUUGGUGAUAACUAAUAUGCUGAGCCAUUUUCUUUGUAAAUUCUUCCAUGAAAAACACAUUUCUUGUGACAGAGAGCCCCUAAAAGUUUUUCUAUGAUAAAUGAAUCUGAAAUAAGUGAAUUUCUUUGAAUGUUUCAAGAAAACUUAAAAUAUUUGCAAAAGUACUUUCCAUCUUCAUAGUUAGUUGCACAGCUAAUGUGCAAUAAAGUGAAGAUACUAUCUCCUUAGGUUGUUUCUAAUAAUACAUGAAAUUUUUAUGUGCUUUCUUAUGGCAGAAAUAUCAGUUCUUUAGUUUUAAUGCAAAAUAGCAUAGGCUAUCAUAUGCUACUUUGAUGAACUGCUAAGUGAAAUGUUUUCCUGUUCUUGAGUUAGAGUUUUAUGCAUUAAGACUUACUAUGCAUUCAGUCUAAUCAUCAUUUUCAAUCAGAUAUUAUUUAGUGAUAUCCUACUAAUCAUAUUUCAAAGAUGAUUUUUGUUUUAUUUAUGUAAAGUAGGAUUUGAUAAAUUUUGUAGUGAAAUAAAUAAUUUUAACUUUUUAAAGGGAUGCCCUUUUGUAAAAAUUUUUUAAAGGAAAAGUCUCAUAUUCAUAUUGUAAUUUACUGGUAAUGACUAAACAUUUCUUCACUGUGCUAGAUCGUAAAUUUUUAUGGGGCAGAUUCCUUUUGAUUUGACAGUGCUAUGAAUGUUUUGCCCCCUUCAUUAUUAUAGGUAAGGGGGGAUGAAAGUGGAGAAAAACAAAGAGCAUCAUCUUCCCCUUUCUCAUAUAAAUGUGUUUAUUUACAAUCAAAACCAGUAAAAUUUUUCUUUGCCAAUAAACUUGUCACUACAAAUUCAUUAUUACACUUUAGACAUUCUAGCUGCUUUUUAAAAAUUCUGCAUGCUUUCUAAAAUUAAGAUGCUUAUGAUGUAAUGUUGUGUGAACAAAAAGUAGAUCUAUCAGAGUCAAUUUAAAGUAAGAAAAAAAUGCACUUUUUAUUUGAGUUUGGUGCAGAUUCGAAUAAAAAUGCUACCGGUGAAAUGAUGAAAAGUGAAAUGAUGGCACAUGGCAACUACCUGAAGAAGUUUGUUAUAUUGAAGUUUCUUAUAUAUUUCAGAUCUGUUUUAUUAAAUAUAUGAAAUGUAUAAAAAUUUUAUGUCAUGGAAAAUGUUAUGUCUUACUUAUGUGGUACAAAAUACAGCAUUAAAAGACAUGAAGUAUUAGUUAUGCUGUAAGAAGUUCAUUGUGGCUGUUCUUAUGAUAUUGUUCUAACAUGUACAUAUAAUAAUUAGAAGUCACUGGGUAUUUUUAAAAAAUUAAAUUUCUCUGCCCUAAAAGUUAUCAGAGCAAGAGAGAACUUUAUAGGAUCUCCGAAACUUCUUUGUCUGGAAUAUAGGUUGGAAAUGCAUAAAUAAAAAGCAAACAUUUUCAGAGAAAUACAUGUUAAAUGCAGACCUCCAGAUUCAUAUGUUGUGCAAGGUAUAAAAUCACUUUUGAAAGAAAUACAUCCAAAGCAUGUCAAGUUGAACUGUAAUAAUAAAGUUAAAAUGUUCUUCAGUAGUGAAGAAAGACUAGGAGGUUAAUUUUGUAAAUCCUCGGCAAUUUGUGUAAAAUAUCAGAUGAUAUAUUAAUAAAUGUCAUGUGCUGAACUCUCCGUACCUAUUUCACUGUCACCAUUUUAUGUAGAAAUCUUGUAAAGAUUGCUGAAAACAUAAAAAAAGAAUUGCAGUCACUGCUCAAGAACAAGGAAAUUUUGCCUUGAAAAAUUUUCCUACUAGGAUUCAAGUUUAAGUAAUAAAGAAGGAAUUGGCAGGGAUUGUUACAUACUGAAAGUCCUGAAGUUUUAUUCUCACUUCAAGAAAAAUCUACAAUUUAUUAGUGAGUUGGCUGCAGAUGACGACAUUCGUGGUUUAGUGCAGUAAAUGAAGUAAUUUUGCUGUAACAAUCUGCAUUUAUAUGGAAUGCCAUUUUUGUAUCUUGGAUUUCUACUAAAACUAGUUAUUGAAAUGAACUUCAAUUCUGCCUUCAUACUGUGGCAUCAUGAAGUAAAUGAAACUAUUAACUGAUUAAAAAAAAUUAUUUUGUUAUUUUUCCAUACUCUAAGGAAUGUAUGUUUUGUGUAAUUUAUAGGCACUUAACACUUUCAUGUAGCUAAUAUCAAAAUUAUAUUGGGAUCAAAAUUAUAUUGGGAUACAAGAUCAUUAGUAGUGUUUUUAUGGAAGUAUAUGCAUAAUUUUAAAUUAUAUAGUUAAUUAUUGAGGUUUAUUAUUGAGAUAACAUUUAGUUACAAUUAAAAUAUCUUCUUUAAAAGCAGGUGGAGGAAGGAGUUUUGAGUAGGAUGUAUUUUGCAUUUGGAGAAAAUCAUAAGAGCCUAAUGCAGUUAGCAUGUUUCAAUUGGAUAAUCACCCAAAAUAAAAAAAAAAUUCAGUUGGCAUUGUUGAUAUCUUUUUUUCCUUUCAUAGGUUAAUUUUUGUUAAAUUACAAUAAGUUAUACAUACUUUCUAUUUUUGGAAGAGUUUAUUAGAAAUCCUCUUGUAUACAAUUCAAAUAAUAUUGUGAAUGCAGGAAAUUUCAUUUAUAUUGUUGAAAAAUCAAAUUUUCGAUUGGCAGACUGACACAUUCUUUCAAUUGUAAAGAAAAAAUGCUUGUAGUUAUUACAGGAAAAAUAUGGACAGGGAUAAUGGAUUGAGCGGGUAGACUAAAAUUAAGAAUCAACUAUUUUUUAUAUUAAUAAAUGUUAUGAUCAUAUAAUCAGUUUCAGAAAUUUUAUGUACAUUUGAUGUACAAACACCUGAAUAAAUUUCAUGCAUUAUUUGUCUGAAUCACGUGAAGUGUACACAAUUUUCAGGACAUUGUUAACGAAUCAAUUGACAGUGUGAAAAGAAAAAAGAUUGGAAAUUCCUGAUUUAGAUAAAUUUUCCUUUUCAUAGGAAGGGUGCAUUUUGGCAUACAGUUAGGAAAGAGGAUUUUUUUUUUCAGAGAAGUGAGAAAGUGUUUUCUGCAGUAAGUCAUUAAUUUUAGUUACAUUAUAUGCAGUUUUCCAUUUUAUCAUAAUAGAUUUUUUUUUUUUUUUUGUUUUUAUAAUAAUAUAAUUAUAUUUGCAAGAAGUCAAAGUUUUUAUGGAAUUUUUAUUUCCAAUUAAUUCCUGUAUUACUGUCAAGUUUUUGCAAUUUCUGAUCUAUCUGCUAACAUGAUGCAUCUGAUUUUGUUUAAAAAAUGCAAAUAAUUCAUGUUUUUGUUUAUUGAAACUAAAGAAUUUUCUGUUGGAUAGAGUUUCAAUGCAGGAGCUUACAAAUUAAUAUGUAUGCUAUGUUUAAACUUCCGAAAGUACCAAAAUAUUCCAAAUGUACUUUUAAAAAGGAUUUUAGAUUUACGUGCAACUGGUAAUCCAGUCACACAAGUCCUUUGGUGCUUAAGAAAUUUUGAAAUAUAUUUUGGUAUCUAUAUAUUACUUGCAUUUUGGGGGGGGGCUUUAAUAGCAAUAUGAAACAAACAGUAUGUAAUAAAGAAAUGUAUAUAACUUUAUUUGAGGAAAAGCUGUAAUAAUGUGCAACUGUAUAACUUACAUGUAUAAAGUAAAGAGAAAAGUCGUAAAGGAUAAAUUGCAUGCUAUUAGGUCAGUAAAGGAUUAUACGGAAAAGUGAUGCUACUUGCACUUUAAUGACAGCUUAAAACCAAAAUAAAGUAAAAAUAAAUUAAGUUUUUUAAAGAAAACUUUUUUUUUUAAUUUGCUUUUCCCUUUUUUCCCCCCCCCUCUAAUUCCCAAGCAAAAUGGAGACUGAUUAUCCAGAGAACUGUCUGAUUAAAAUUCUUAUUUAAUUAAUGUGGAGUUUAAUAAAUUUAUAAAUAAAUAAAUUUAAAUGUAGUUUUCAUUUUCAUCACAUGAAAACUCUGAUAAUGUAUAUAGAUUUCUCAAAGAAUGAAAAAUAUAUUUAGAUCAUUUAAUGCAAUUGCUUGCUUUUCAUUUGAAACGGUUUAUCUGCAACUGCAGCCAUUGACAAAAAGUUCAAACAAAAUGUUCUUUGUUCUUUGAUGACGAAGUUCUUUGAUUUUAUGUAUGCUCUUUGAGGUCUCUUCGCAGAUUCUAUCGUUGAAACACUUAAAUAAGCAUACAUUGCUUACAUCAUUACACUUUUCUGGGGAUAUAUUAGGACGAUGCAUAAAUUAUAUUUUGUUGCUAUUUUCUCAAAUUUAGAAAGUUUUAUGUAUUGUUUAUCAAAAAUAGAAGGAAACUGUUGACCUGGAUUUACAGUAUAUUUUUUAAUUUGGCCUUUAUGAAAAAUGAAGCAUUUCAGGAAAGCUUAUUUUCCUUCAGCAGAAAUUCAAAAUAAAUCUAAGAUUAUGGAUAAAUAUAAUUACAUGCAUGGUUUCUCAUAAUAACAACCAAAAAAAAAACUGCUAGAUAGGAAACUUAACCAUGCUUAUAAUAAAUAUGUAAAGGAAUACUAUGAUUAACUGGUAGAUAGGAAACUUAACCAUGCUUAUAAUAAUAUGUAAAGGAAUACUAUGAUUAUAUUUGUUUUUGUUUGUAUUUUUUGGAUUGCUUGUCACUCAGUGUUUAAAACCUGGAGUAUUUUCUUUUUUGUAAAGAGGAAAGGCCACAGCUGUUAAUGUAUCUCAAGGUAAUGAGUGUUUUUGCUAAGCAAGUGGAUAUUAAAUGCUUUUCUGUAUUGUUCUUUGUAAAGAAACUGUUAGUAUUUGAUUUUAUUGCAUUCAGAAGCUGUGAAUUAAGAUUUGCAGUAUCCCUCAUAAUGUAAAUUCUUAUAAAUGAGUAAAAAGUCUACAAGGUGGAAAAAAAAAUUAAGAUAUUUUUAGUGUUGCCUUCUAAAGCACUUCUACAUGCAUUAAAGCUGAAAGCAAUUAAUUCAAUUAUUUUUCUAAGCUAUAAAUUUAUGAUGCUAUUUUAUGAUAUUACAUAAAUGCCUUUUAAAUUCACUGCAUUAUUUGCUUUAUUGACCUUUUUCUAGUCAGACUGAAAAUUCUGUACCUGUUUUUAUAGCUUAUGAAAUUAUGCAUGUGUAAAUUUCCCUUCCAUUUUGCAUUCCCCAUUCGAAUAAAGGCAGAUUUUAGUUUAUUUAGAAAUCGUAUCAAAGAUUAGAAAUAACUAUGUACAGCAUUUGCAAGGGGGAUUAUAAUAUAUAUAGCACAGUAUAAAGCAUUAUCACUUCAGUAAUUUAAGCAUCCAGUAAAUGUUUUAGUUUCACAGCUCAAACUGGUUAUUCUGAUGCAUAAAAUCUGUAUACCUGUUCCGUAUACAGUAAUUGCUUUCCAGAAUAAAAUAUUUUUGAAAAUUUAAAGCGAGACCUAGAAACAGAACUAAAGAAUACUGAUUAAUGUAUGCAUAAUUUUUAAUUUACUCUAAAUUUUGUGGAAUCCCUAGAUACCAAAAUAUAUUACAGUUGUGCAGAUUGUGCCAAACACUUUUGAGUGCUUUAAAUUCAAAAGAAGAAAAAAUCCAUCCACAUUUGUCUUAGUCUUUUGUAGAUGAUGAUAUAUGGCCUGUGAAGCAUUGUGUAGACAUGGUUUUGCUUAGUUUGAUAACAGUGAGCAAAAUUACAAAAUAUUGAGAAUGAAUAAUAUUUAUAUGUAGUUAAACAUAUUUCCUAUUAUAUGGGCAAUUUUUCUUUUAAAAGUACAUAAAAAUCAUUUGAAAUUUUUAUAUGUGUUUUAUAGAUUUUAAUAGAGAAUUUUUAUUUCACAGUUUACCUUUAAGAAUUUUUGUAUACAGUAAUUAUUUUCUUUAGCUGUUACUAACAGAAAUAUAAUUUUAAUUACUUUAAAAUCUGAUGUCCCUAUGUUUUGAUACUGGAGUAAGAAACUUUAUUGAAGUACUUAAUUUUAAGCCAAAAAAAAUUUAGCAUCAUGAUCUAGCUUUGUUUUAGUGUAACGUAGUUGUGAUGCACUGGAAUCAUUAUAACAUAUUUUGUCAUCUGUAAGAAAUUUCUGCUCUUUGCUGUCAUAAUUAUUCUGUGGUUGUGGUGUGAAAAAUACAGUUUCCUUAUCUAAAAUGUUCCUUGAGGAAACCAUUCCUCAACAAUUCUUCAAUGAUGUGAUGUUAUUUUUUAUGCUGUUAUGUCCUUUUUAUUAUAUGUUAGAGAAUUAUGAAACAAUGCGCACAUGUAAAAAUCACUUGGAUUUUGUUCAGUUAUUCACUACUUUUUCAUAAUAGCACUUUUGAUUUUCAAAAAUCUGUGUUUUAUAAGCUCUUUAUGUUUGAAAUAAAGGAGUGAGACUUUCUUAAA
This is a messenger RNA of Stegodyphus dumicola, 9357 nucleotides long. Its product is annotated as protein RCC2 homolog. The record is from RefSeq and is a predicted model, not a curated record. Gene Ontology annotation, molecular function: small GTPase binding. Gene Ontology annotation, cellular component: membrane. Gene Ontology annotation, biological process: negative regulation of GTPase activity. Lineage: Eukaryota; Metazoa; Arthropoda; Arachnida; Araneae; Eresidae.